Molecule: messenger RNA, 1821 nt
Organism: Pungitius pungitius (ninespine stickleback)
Lineage: Eukaryota; Metazoa; Chordata; Actinopteri; Perciformes; Gasterosteidae
Gene: gpx8
Product: glutathione peroxidase 8 (putative)
Exons: 4
Coding region: 60-689 (209 amino acids)
Biological process (GO): response to oxidative stress
Molecular function (GO): glutathione peroxidase activity
Source: RefSeq, a predicted model, not a curated record
CGGGACUUUGUGCAGGAGCCUCCCGUCUCUCUCCGCGGUUCACCCCCCUCGCCUCCAACAUGGAGGCCUUAGGGGGCUACCCUACCAAGUCCACCAACCCCAAAGCUCGCACUCUGACGGUCGUGGUGAGCAUGACGGUCGGCGUCGGGUGUUUGCUCCUCCUGCAGAGUCAGCUGAAGCCGAGGAAACCCGCGGACUUCUACGCGUUCACGGUGAGGGACGCGAAGGGGAGGCCGGUGUCUCUGGAGAAGUACCGAGGAAAAGCGUCUUUGGUUGUAAACGUGGCGAGCCGCAGUGAGCAGACGGAGGCGAACUACGUGUCGCUGCAGGAGCUGCACCGGCAGCUGGGGCCCUCUCAUUUCAACGUCCUUGCCUUCCCGUGCGGCCAGUUCGGGGACACGGAGACCGGCACGAGCCGGGACAUCGAGGCCUUCGCCAGGUCCACCUACGGUGUCACCUUCCCGUUCUUCAGCAAGAUCAAAAUAAUGGGCUCGGAGGCUGACCCGGCCUUCAAGUUCCUCACAGAUUCGGUGCAGAAAACCCCCAAGUGGAACUUCUGGAAGUUCCUGGUGAACCCAGAGGGGAGAGUGGUCCGCUUCUGGCGGACAGAAGAUCCCGCGGACAGCGUUCGGCAAGAGGUCACAGCCUUGGUGCGAGAAAUCAUCCUGAAGAAGCGGGUGGAGCUAUGAGAAUCCGACAACAUAUCGGACACACACCUGUUUAAGUAUGUACAACCAUGGACUGCAUAUGAGAAGUCGACAUUGUCACGGUGACGUGGACCUAUGUUAUGAACACUUGACGUUUCCUCAUGCCAUAUUGAGAUGUUUCCAUUUCUGGAAUGUAGAGGAGGGACAAAGCAGCAGCGACCUGUCAAUCACAGUUCACUCUAAAGAACAUGGUGAGGAGGUCUCCUGGCUUGUGGGUUUAGAUGGACAGCCGGAGGGCAGCAGCAGGUAAGCUGGGGCGCAGAAUUGACCAGCUAACAAGACACUGCCUACCAGCCACCCACGUGGGGAGAGCUGAAGAACAUCUUGUUAAUGCUCCUUAUUGUCCCAGAAGCCCAUACAUUUGAAAAUAUUACCAAUUGCCUAAAAUGAACCACUUAAAGAAUCAAGCUCCUGUGCAAAAUCCUGCUUGUAUUUCCUGAUGUAAAUCAAAGCAUCUGGAGGAAUGAGUAAUAAACAAAAAGGUAAAUGUAAUAACUGUUUGGGUAGCAGAGUAGAGUGAGCUGACAAAAGGAACUUCAGCUAACAUUACACUGCCUCCCAACCAGCUACAGCACAGAGGCCCAUGCACAUCAAUGGAAUGAACAACGUUUGGCUGAAUAUCCAAUUUAAAAGGGACAGUUAACCGCCAAAAUAUAAACAAGCUAUUUUAUUCUAUAUUUCUUAUCUGUCGUAGUAUGGAUCUGUGAGUUGCCACAGCAACGCCUCUCAAGACAUGUAACACAACAAUAUUGAUUACGAGCGCCAAAGUAAUAUAUUUAUAGUUUUUAAUUUGGGGUAAACUGUCUUUUUUUUAUACCUCAUUUACUAUUUCCUCUCCCAAAUGUAUUUAUCAGGUGAAUGAUAGGCAGAGAGGUGUUUGAGUUCAGUAGCAGCAGGGAGGAGUGCAGCUGAUAGCUGUCAAUCAGAUAGCACAGCCAGCAUCAGUACUGCCACACUGUCACCACCAUCAGAGGCCUGAGGAGGAGGAUGCAGCCACCACAACUAACCCUAAAAUACAGACUUUUUCCCCGUCUUUCCUUGAAAGGGUCAAAUCUUUCUGCAUUCUCCUUAAAUUGUCCUGGUUUUAUAAAACAAUCAAAGAUCCGCUCAUUAU